ACAGCAGCAAUGUGGUUGCCCUCGGAUCUAAUCACAAUCUGCCACUCGAUUAUUGAUAAGACACGUCUUCCUCCAACGACCAGCGUAUUCCAAGCCGACCAUCAACAUAAUCACGAUACUACGAUUCAGUCAACACCUCGACCGGAACAUCGCAAGAAACCAACACAGCAUGCAGUCUUUCCAUUAUUGCAGCUACCCCUCGACAUAUUGGCUUUGCACUUGCCCGCUCACCUUCCAUAUGACUCGCUCAUCUCCCUUCAUCUCAGUAGCCGGGAUUUGUUUGCAGCGAUCCCAAUUCCCAAAGAGGGGAAAGGCAGUAAACUGACAAGUUGCGAGAGAGAAGCCAUUCUCACUGCUGUGGAAGAGAGGAAAGAGACUCGAAGGUGUUGUGUGAUAUGUCGGAGCUGGUAUCCUGUUGCUCUGUUCACCUGGGUACCUGAUCAACAAACUGCACAAGCCAGUGACGCUCGGGUCGGAGGUGAUACGAUGGAGAAUCGAGUGUGCAGAUGGCAUCGUUCAAGAUUCGAACGGACUGUUUCAGAGCCAGUAUCUGGGCAGAAUCAAAUCGCUGAGCAAGGUUGGACAAUGGAGGAAGCAUGUAUGCAUUGCGGGGGCGUUUUGGCUUGGGGUAGAUGUGAUUGUGAGACUUCUUGCCAAACAUGUUGGAAGCGAUUUGUUUGGUGUCAUACACGCAUAGUAGACGCAAAGGCUACCGAAUCUGAUACCUGA
This is a messenger RNA of Aureobasidium melanogenum CBS 110374, 729 nucleotides long. RefSeq lists its product as uncharacterized. Lineage: Eukaryota; Fungi; Ascomycota; Dothideomycetes; Dothideales; Saccotheciaceae. The record is from RefSeq and is a predicted model, not a curated record. The annotation marks the transcript as partial. The transcript has a single exon.